CGCCACACCCAGAAGUGAGUGUCUGUCCUCCUGGAAGUAGGGAACGACUGUUGCGUAGAAAACCGAGUGUGACGACAAAUUAGUGUUUAUAUUUAAUUUGCCCUGUGGGUACGCACUAUACCUUGCAAAGGACACUGUCUGGUAGGACAUCGCUUGGCACACUAUCGAUACUGCCUACUGCAAGGACAACAAAGAUGGAGAACCCACAAGAUGUGAACUUCACCACUCUUGACCUUGACCCCAACUCCAUGUACACAAACACGACCUUCGCCCUGGCCGUUCCCGAGUCACACAACACGCCUCUUGUUGUCGUCCUCAGCCUCAUCGCUCUGUUGGGGUUUGUCGGUAACACGGUGAUGCUAAUAGCCAUGCUGAUGGGCUACAAAAGGGGAUGGAGCAACACCGAUCUGUUCAUCCUCAACGUCAUCGUCAUCGACCUCGUUGUCGUGUCCAUCAACGCGCCCCUUCGAGCAGUGGUGGAAUCGUCCCCGUGGUUUCCACUGGGAGAGUCCGGCUGUAAAGCGGCGGUGUAUUUUCCCUACUUCGGCAGUGUCGCCGUCCCCAUGGCGGUCCUGUCCCUGGUGCUGAACGCGGCCUUCCAGCGAGUCUUCCGCGCGCCCUACCCUCUGUGGCUCGUCUGUGCCGCUCUCGUUUUUGUCUGGGUCGUCGCCCUCCACGUUCCCAUCCCUGCAGUCGUGUACUCUGAAGUGAUAAGUUAUCUCUUUAUCGAAGACGUUAAGUUCAUAUGCCAUACCGCGUGGCCCAGUCAACACUUCGUGUACGCGUACGACACAGGGAUUUUCGCGCUCUUCUACGCACUUCCCACUCUGAUGCUCCUGGCGUUCUGCAUUGUCAUGAUCGCUGUCCGCCGCAACGGGGCAGGUCCCGUGGUGAGUUCCCAAGAGGGGAGGCGUACGGACAUCUUGAUCAUCAUUAUGGCCGCCCUCUUCGUGGUGAUGUACCUUCCGUACUACGUGACGUUUCUGUACCUCACUUUUGGAUCGGGUCACGACACGAGGGCUGUGAUUACAAUGAAAGCGGGAAUAUGCCUGAUCUACCUCAACUCUGCCGUCAAGCCUCUCCUGUGCGCCUGCCUGUAUGGUCGCUUCCGAAGGGCCUUCUCGUCCGGGUACGGGCGGGACGAACGGGCCGGAGGUACCGAGGAACGCGAGACGGAAUUGGGCUCUCUGUGAACUCACAAUAUAGCAUCCGUAGCGAGUUGUUAGUGACCCUACCUCUGCACCAAUAGUGUCACACCCUUAGUUUCGGCCAGUGGUUUCGGCCCCAAAUUAGAUACAAGAUAACUCGAUUGGAAAUCGCAGUGUUGACACUAAAUGAAAAAAACAAACAAAAAAAACAAUGCACAAUGAUCACGAUUCAGCAAAAGAGACGUUUAUCUCGUCAAAAGGGACGUUUACUAGUAUUUUGCCAAUCCACGCCAUUUCCCAUUUUCGUUUGAUUUUGAAAACAUUCGCUAUUAAAGGCGACAAAUUGGCGACAAAAUGGAGUCAAUUAGCGCAACCAAUUUGCGAAUGUCUUUCGAAAACAAUCGCCAAAAGGCUCAGUCCAAUGUGGUGCCCGCUUUAGGGAAGCGGUAAUUUAGUAAUGCCGUAUUCAACUUCCAACGCUUUACUGCGAAACAAUCGAACAUCGUUGAGUCGUGGUUUCACUGCAAAGCACAUGAACCUAGCCUGACUAAAAUCGCGCCCCUAGCGGCUGGCCUUACAGUUAGUUGCCACCACCUAGGAGGGAGGGGGUCAUUAACCCCAGCCAGUGAGAGAUUGUGAAAGCACAGUAAACACAUGAACCUUGCCCGGGCGAAGUUUCGCUACGAAAAAGAUAAACAACUUAACGUUUACCAGUCAAACAACAUACGGCGAAACGUAUAUAUUGAGCGAUAUAAACUGCAUUGCAAAUAACAUG
Branchiostoma floridae (Florida lancelet) is the source of this 1923-nucleotide messenger RNA. RefSeq names its product galanin receptor 2b-like. The coding region runs from base 195 to 1193 and encodes 332 amino acids. The transcript is spliced from 2 exons. Gene Ontology annotation, biological process: G protein-coupled receptor signaling pathway. NCBI's taxonomy places the organism in Eukaryota, Metazoa, Chordata, Leptocardii, Amphioxiformes, Branchiostomatidae. The record is from RefSeq and is a predicted model, not a curated record. Gene Ontology annotation, cellular component: membrane. Gene Ontology annotation, molecular function: G protein-coupled receptor activity.